UUCUGAGGUGAAAAGUCACAGCGGUGACAGUGCAGGGCAAACACCGGGAGGUCAACCUUUUUCAGUCUCUAGUGAGCUGUUAGCUUUCAUGACCUGGGAAAUUCUUAACCUAUCACCCGAGCCAGGUCCCGCCUUCCCCAGCACUUCCCCUCCUCAAGGCUGGAGCAGGAGGGACACUACCAGUACGACGCGCGGGGCACUCUGGGAGCGGAAGAAGGAGUCGCGCGGCGGCGGCUCAGCCGGAAGAGGAGGAGCCAGGCCUGGAUAGCCGAGAGUUACUGCCGCUCCGGCUGCCGGUGUUUGCGGGUCGCGGGGCGCAGGGCCUGGUGGGCGGGGUGUGUCGCGAUGCUGGAGCUGGCGGUGCAGAAGGUGGUGGUCCACCCCCUGGUGCUGCUCAGUGUGGUGGAUCAUUUCAAUCGAAUAGGCAAGGUUGGAAACCAAAAACGUGUUGUUGGUGUGCUUUUGGGGUCGUGGCAAAAGAAAGUACUCGAUGUAUCCAACAGUUUUGCAGUUCCUUUUGAUGAAGACGACAAAGAUGAUUCUGUCUGGUUUUUAGACCAUGAUUACUUGGAAAACAUGUAUGGAAUGUUUAAGAAGGUCAACGCCAGAGAAAGAAUAGUUGGGUGGUACCACACAGGCCCUAAACUACACAAGAAUGACAUCGCCAUCAAUGAACUCAUGAAAAGAUACUGCCCUAACUCAGUAUUGGUCAUCAUUGAUGUGAAGCCAAAGGACCUGGGACUGCCCACAGAAGCAUAUAUUUCGGUGGAAGAAGUUCAUGAUGUAAGUCAUCUUGUUAUGAGCCUAUUUAGAAUUGCUACUUUUAGGGCCAUUGGGUUUUUCCCCCAUUUCAAGUCAACAAAUACUUUAAGGACACUGAUGGAUACCUUUUCUUUGCUCUUUCUUGUGGGUUCCUACAGAGACAUCAAAGACACUACAGUGGGCACUCUCUCCCAGCGGAUCACAAACCAGGUCCAUGGUCUGAAGGGACUCAACUCCAAGCUCCUAGACAUCAGGGGCUACCUGGAGAAGGUGGCCACUGGCAAGCUGCCCAUCAACCACCAGAUCAUCUACCAGCUGCAGGAUGUCUUCAACCUGCUGCCAGAUGUCAGCCUGCAGGAAUUUGUCAAGGCCUUUUACCUGAAGACCAACGAUCAGAUGGUGGUGGUAUAUUUGGCCUCACUGAUCCGUUCUGUGGUCGCCUUGCACAACCUCAUCAACAACAAGAUUGCCAACCGGGACGCAGAAAAGAAAGAAGGGCAAGAAAAGGAAGACAGCAAAAAGGAUAGAAAAGAUGACAAAGAGAAAGAGAAGGAAAAGAGUGAUGUAAAGAAAGAAGAGAAAAAGGAGAAAAAAUAAAACAUGUAGCUUUUUAAUUUGUAAAUUAAAAUCUUGUAAACUAACUCAUUGUGCCGCCAGAGGGUUCUUUAAAGUGCUUGUUAAAAAGCUGUAUUGAUGAGAGCUCUCUGGAUAGAGGGACUGAUCUCGAACCUAAACUGCAGCUUCAGCUACUGUGCGUUGGGGAGGUGAUAGCUCAGGUUUCAGACUGUGUGAGAAAAGUGAAGAGAAGUAAGCGUACUCCCCCUACUUUUAUCUGUGAGACCAGGAGUUGAAUUUUUCCCGUCUCAAGAGACUCUUGGGGUCUGUUUCUGGCAGUCUACAAAAUUGCAGAAUGGAAUGCAUGAAUUCCAUAAGUGCUCUGCCUUGGAACACUUUGAGGUCUGACCCUCAGGACUCUGAGAAUACUGCCCCGCGGGACUUCUCAGACCCGUAGCUCUGGCAUUCUCGGGGCUUGGGAUCAAGAUAUUGUUUACCUUCAAAGAAACAAUUAAAUGGCUUGGUUUUUAA
This is a messenger RNA of Odocoileus virginianus texanus, 1848 nucleotides long. NCBI's taxonomy places the organism in Eukaryota, Metazoa, Chordata, Mammalia, Artiodactyla, Cervidae. The record is from RefSeq and is a predicted model, not a curated record.